AUGCAAAUGGGCUAUGGCGAGGUGCUGCAAAGGGAACGGGAGGAGCUUCGGGCAAAACUCGUCAGCGUGGAGGAGAAGGUGAGGCGGAUGAGUGAAAUGGGUGGCGUGUUUUGUGGAGUGGCCGAGGCCAAGGUUGGUACGUUGCUGCAGCAGGUGGCAGCAUCUCAGCAGGCAGAGUUAGCUCUCAAGAUACAAGCAGUGGAGCAGGACAGACAGAGGGCUGCCCUCGCACGGGAGGUGCAAGUGUGCUGGGCUGACCAGGCAAGAAAUGCAGCUGAAAUUGAGAGAAUUGCAGCUGAGAGGGACGAGUUUGCCAGGGAAACAGCACAGCUGCUGCUCGUAGAGCGGGAGGUGAGGCAAAGUCAGGUGGAGGCUUUGGUGGUGGAGGAGAGGGCUGUUGAGCUGGCAGUGGAGGUGGCAGCUGCUAAUGAGAGAAGUGCAGCCAUGAGGGAGAAAGUCGUAGUGCAAGAAAGGCAGCUGAGGGCAGACCUGAAAGAGGGACGAAAGCAGAUGGAGGUUCUGGUGGAGGAGAAGGAGAAGGUGCUGGAAGAGCAGAAGCGUGCUUCGAAGGAUGCUGUUGAGAGAACGAGGAGAAAUGAGGUGGAGAUCGAAGAUGUGAGAGAGAAGGCGAGAAUGUUGGAAGAUGAGAAGAGGUCGUUCCAGGAAGCCUUUGAGGCAAUGAAGAGACAGCAGGUGGAGAUGGAAAAUGCUGGGAGAGAACAGGUGAUGGCGUUGGAAGGGCAGAAGAGGACCUUGGAGGUUUCGGUUGAGGGAAUGAAGAGGAAGUUGGAAUAUCUAACGAGAGGAUAUGUGCGGGCUUUGGUGGGGCAGAAGGAAGAGCUCAAGUCGGAAAAUAGAGGGUUAUUUUUUCCGUAA
Molecule: messenger RNA, 876 nt
Organism: Closterium sp. NIES-65
Lineage: Eukaryota; Viridiplantae; Streptophyta; Zygnematophyceae; Desmidiales; Closteriaceae
Source: the annotation of a GenBank genome assembly